Messenger RNA from Micromonas commoda, 687 nucleotides. RefSeq lists its product with no specific name. Gene Ontology annotation, molecular function: protein binding. The transcript has a single exon. The record is from RefSeq and is a predicted model, not a curated record. NCBI's taxonomy places the organism in Eukaryota, Viridiplantae, Chlorophyta, Mamiellophyceae, Mamiellales, Mamiellaceae. Bases 1 to 687 code for a protein of 228 amino acids.
AUGGAAAACGGCCGGGUGGUGAAGCUCGAGUUGCAAGAGUGUGGACUGACCGGAGCGGUGCCGGCGGAGAUCGGGCAGCUCACGUCGCUGGUGAGGUUGGAGCUCGACGGCAAUCAGCUGACGAGCCUGCCGGCGGAGAUCGGGCAGCUCACGUCGCUGGAGGAGUUGUACCUCGACGAAAAUCAGCUGACGAGCGUGCCGGAGGAGAUCUGGCAGCUCACAUCGCUGGUGAGGUUGGACCUCGACGGCAAUCUGCUGACGAGCGUGCCGGCGGAGAUCGGGCAGCUCACCUCGCUGGAGACGUUGUUGCUCUACGACAAUCAGCUGACGAGCGUGCCGGCGGAGAUCGGGCAGCUCACCUCGCUGACGGUGUUGGGCCUCGACGGCAAUCAGCUGACGAGCUUGCCGGCGGAGAUCGGGCAGCUCGUGUCGCUGAAGGAGUUGUACCUCAACGGCAAUCAGCUGACGAGCUUGCCGGCGGAGAUCGGGCAGCUCACGUCGAUGGAGGGGUUGGGCCUCGACGGCAAUCAGCUGACGAGCGUGCCGGCGGAGAUCGGGCAGCUCACGUCGCUGGUGGAUUUGGACCUCGGCCGCAACAAGCUGACGCGCGUGCCGGCUGCGAUACGCGAGCUCAGAGUGGCGGGCUGCGUCGUGAGUCUGGAUGUCGGCGUGACGGUGGACGCUUAG